Molecule: messenger RNA, 1967 nt
Organism: Anopheles nili
Lineage: Eukaryota; Metazoa; Arthropoda; Insecta; Diptera; Culicidae
Product: sodium-coupled monocarboxylate transporter 1-like
Exons: 4
Coding region: 1-1872 (623 amino acids)
Biological process (GO): transmembrane transport; sodium ion transport
Cellular component (GO): membrane
Molecular function (GO): symporter activity
Source: RefSeq, a predicted model, not a curated record
AUGUGGGGCCGAAAUAUUUCCUUGUUCCGAUUUUGUAAUCUGUACUUCCGGGACCAGGUGCUGCCCGACGAGCAGCUACAGCAGUCCGAAGCUAGCGACGCUACCGGGGAUGUGUGGAACUACGUCGUUUUUGUGUCCUUUGUGGUAAUAUCAGCACUGAUACCGAUUCGAAAGCGGCUUUUCCGGCGCAGCACUAACAGCAAGAGCAAGCAGGAUUAUGUGUUCGGUGCGGGCCACAUUUCCACCCUGGCGAUGAUGCUUUCGAUAGCCCGCGGUACGCUAGGCGUCAUCUCGGUGUUGGGCUAUCCGAGCGAGUUCUUCUACCGAGGAUCGGCCAUGUGGGAGUCCCUGUAUGGUGUCAUCACUGCCUACCCAAUCGUAUGCUUCGUGUUCAUACCGGUGUAUUUCGAUCUCGGCAUCACGUCCGUGUAUCAGUACUUAGAGUUGCGCUUUAAUAGUCGUUUGGUGCGUUGUCUCGCAUCGGGAACAUACAUUCUGCGGACGUUGCUGAGCCUAGGCGUGACAAUCUACACCCCAACUGUUGCACUAAACACGAUCAUAGGGGUACCGUACUGGGUCUCCUUGCUUUCCAUUACGGUGAUCAGCAUUUUCUUCAACGCGUUGGGCGGUUUAAAGGCUGCAGUUGCUGCAGACGUCAUCCAAAGCCUCAGCAUGACGGCUAUGCUGGUGGGGAUCAUCAUAUACUGCAGCAUAUCGGUGGGAGGUGUUGGCAAAAUAUUGACAAUCAGCUCGGAAAAUGAUCGUUUCGCGUUUUUCAACUUCGCUGCUGAUCUGCAUCUGCGCGUUACAACGACAUCAGCCUGGCUGGGGGAGCUGUUCAAUUCGCUGAGCUUGCUGGGUUGCCAGCAGAACUUCGUGCAGCGCUACCUCAGCAUGCCGACUUUCAGCCAGAUCCGACGUACGCUGAUGUUGAACAUCCCGGUAGUGAUCUUGCUGUUCUCGUUGCCAUGGUUCGUGGGCAUGGCCAUCUACGCCAUCUACUGGCACUGCGAUCCUUUGAAGGCGAACGUCAUCGCGAAAAUGGACGAAAUAUUGCCGUACUUCAUGGUGGACCGGUUCGAUAGUGUUCCCGGCGUGUGGGGCAUCUUCGUGGGAACGCUGUUUAACGGGGCGCUUACAUUGAACAUCUCCAACAUCAACUCACUGGCCACUGUCACUUGGGAGGAUUUCCUAUCGUUGAUACCGGCGCUUAAAAAGAAGAGCGAAAGGCACCAGUUGAACGUGAUAAAACUCGUGGGCACAAUCUACGCCGUGCUGAUCAUGGGUGUUGGAUUUAUCGUGGGAUUGCUGUCCGGUGUGGUAGAGUCUUCUAUGCUGAUCAUUUCGGCCACUUCCGGUCCACUACUCGGUGUGUUUGUGCUGGCAAUGUUCAUUCCGUUCGCAAAUUGGAAGGGUGCCGCCAUGGGAAUGCUGACGUCGCAUUUAUCGAUUCUAUGGAUCGUCGUUGGAAGGCUCAUCGAAACCAACGUUAGUGAGGCGUUGCUGGACACUUCGAUCGAGGGAUGCUACGCUGAUUUGAUGGCAGAAGAGCAGAGCUCAUCCAACGGGUCGAUGCUAGUCGUUGCGCUAGGGGAAGGUGUUAAUGUGAUCGAGACAACUACUCUGCUCGAUCGAAUCUACUCGAUCACGUUCAUGUACUAUGGUGUAUUCGGAACGGUGCUUACGGUGUUGUCGGGGAUUGUGGUCAGUCUGGCUACAUGGAGUAGCCACGACGUGUACAAUAUGAAGAUGAUACACCCGGCAGUGCGAUGGCUUUACUCUCGAUGUCCAUUUAGUGGCAAACACUUCGGCUCGUUCGAGGUGGCAGCCAGCUCUGCCGUCGUUUGGAAAGAAACAGUUCCAAAAUGUUGAGAUUAGGAGGCUGAUAGUUGUUUGGUAAAUGAUCAAUCAACCACGGAAUGUGAUAGCCAGAUGUAAUAGUUCCUAUAUUUAAGAAUUGUAGCUAG